AUGCAGGAGAGCCUGAAGAAAGAGAGUAUUAUUUCUAUAGAAGAUGAUGGAGAUGGGCAUGAGCUUGUUGGGGGAGAAAUAGAUGAGAAAUGCAUAUGUAAGCUUCUGAAGGAAAUGAAGGAAACACUCGAGGUACAGAAGAAAACACAUGAAAUGCCUGAGGAUCUGGAUGAGUUUUACAGGCUGUUUGAGAGGUAUCUUGAGACGAAGAACGAAAAGAUUGUAUGGGAGAACAUUAAGUCACCUAACGACAGGAUUAUAAGAUAUGAAUCAUUGCCUGAACCAACCAACAGGUCGCGAGAGCUGCUGAAAAAACUCGCAGUUCUCAAACUGAAUGGAGGACUUGGAACCACAAUGGGCUGUGUAGGACCAAAAAGUGCAAUAACAGUCAAGGAUGGGAAGAACUUUAUCGAUCUUGUUGUAAAGCAGAUAAAGUACCUGAACUCCAAAUACAAAACAGACGUUCCACUAAUUCUGAUGAACUCAUUUAACACAACAAAGAUGACAGAGAAGAUUAUAUUCAGGUACGAUGGAAUCAAAACAUUCUCUCAGAGCAAGUUUCCAAGGAUACUGUCAGAAACCCUUCUUCCUGUUCCUCAGGAAUAUGGUGAUCGAGGGAUGUAUCCACCAGGCCAUGGAGACUUAUUUUACUCAUUGAGCAAGAGUGGCAUGCUAGAUGAGCUGCUUAAAGAGGGAUACGAGUAUCUUUUUGUAUCUAACAUUGACAACCUGGCAUCCACUGUUGAUUUGAAGCUACUCGAGUAUUUUGCUAGCAAUAACCUUGGAUUCUUGAUGGAGGUGACUGACAAAACACGAGCAGACGUGAAAGGUGGGACAUUAAUAGAAUACAACGGAGCACUCAGACUACUUGAGAUUGCACAAGUGCCAUCCAGUAAGAAGUCUGAAUUCACCAGUGUUCGUAAAUUCAAGAUUUUCAACACAAACUCUGUAUGGAUCAACUUGAAGGAUGUGAAGAAGCGAUUGGAAGAGGGCUCGCUUGAUCUCGACAUCAUUGAAAACAAGAAGAGCAUGGAUGACGAGACAGUGAUUCAGCUUGAGACUGCAAUAGGAUCCGCAAUCAAGUACUUCCCAAACUCAUGCGGUGUGGUUGUCCCUCGCUCAAGGUUCUUGCCUGUCAAGACAUGUUCAGAUCUGUUCCUUGUAGAAAGCAAUUUAUUUAUCGAAAAGAAUGGAUCGAUCAAACUGAAUCCAUCGCGUGCACUAGAAGCAUGCCCAACAGUAAAGCUGCUCGGAAAGAAUUUCUCAAAAAUUGAGGACUAUGAAAAGUGCUUCAAGGGAAUACCAGAUAUUCUUGAGCUCGAUGUGUUGACAGUCAGUGGAAAUGUCCUUUUCGGAAAGAACGUUGUUCUCAAAGGAACCGUUAUAAUCUUAGCUGAUGAUAAAAGCAAGAUAUGUAUUCCCGACGGAUCCGUUCUAGAUGACAACAUUGUAUAUGGAAACCUUCCAAUCAUCGAUCAUUAA
Messenger RNA from Ordospora colligata OC4, 1482 nucleotides. RefSeq names its product UTP-glucose-1-phosphate uridylyltransferase. The transcript has a single exon. Bases 1 to 1482 code for a protein of 493 amino acids. Gene Ontology annotation, molecular function: UTP:glucose-1-phosphate uridylyltransferase activity. The record is from RefSeq and is a predicted model, not a curated record. NCBI's taxonomy places the organism in Eukaryota, Fungi, Microsporidia, Ordosporidae. Gene Ontology annotation, biological process: UDP-alpha-D-glucose metabolic process; glycogen metabolic process. Gene Ontology annotation, cellular component: cytoplasm.